Messenger RNA from Odocoileus virginianus texanus, 1793 nucleotides. Lineage: Eukaryota; Metazoa; Chordata; Mammalia; Artiodactyla; Cervidae. The record is from RefSeq and is a predicted model, not a curated record.
AUGAUGGAGAAAGUUUGGUCUCUAGCUGUUGGUAGUAAAUCCGGGUAUAAAUUUUUCUCCCUUUCUUCUGUGGAUAAACUGGAACAGAUCUAUGAAUGCACUGACACAGAAGACGUGUGCAUCGUGGAGAGACUGUUCUCGAGCAGCCUGGUGGCCAUCGUCAGCCUCAAGGCUCCCAGGAAGCUGAAGGUUUGCCACUUUAAGAAGGGGACCGAGAUCUGCAACUACAGCUACUCCAACACCAUCCUGGCCGUGAAGCUCAACAGGCAGAGGCUGAUCGUGUGCCUGGAGGAGUCUCUCUACAUUCACAACAUCCGGGACAUGAAGGUGCUGCACACCAUCCGAGAGACGCCCCCAAACCCCACUGGCCUGUGUGCGCUGUCCAUCAGCAAUGACAACUGUUACCUGGCCUACCCGGGCAGCGCCACCAUCGGGGAGGUGCAGGUCUUCGACACCAUCAACCUGAGAGCUGCGAACAUGAUCCCGGCUCACGACAGCCCGUUAGCCGCCCUGGCCUUCGAUGCCAGCGGAACCAAACUCGCCACUGCUUCCGAGAAGGGGACCGUGAUUAGGGUGUUUUCCAUUCCAGAAGGACAGAAACUCUUUGAGUUCCGGAGAGGAGUGAAGAGGUGUGUGAGCAUCUGCUCCCUGGCCUUCAGCAUGGAUGGCAUGUUCCUGUCCGCCUCCAGCAACACUGAGACUGUGCACAUCUUCAAACUCGAGACUGUGAAAGAAAAGCCUCAGGAGGAGCCCACCACCUGGACCGGCUACUUCGGGAAGGUGCUCAUGGCGUCCACCAGCUACUUGCCCUCCCAAGUGACAGAGAUGUUCAACCAGGGCAGGGCCUUCGCCACGGUGCGCCUGCCUUUCUGUGGCCACAAGAACAUCUGUGCGCUGGCCACAAUCCAGAAGAUUCCCCGAUUGCUGGUGGGCGCCUCGGACGGGUACCUGUACAUGUACAACCUGGACCCCCAGGAAGGUGGCGAAUGCACCCUCAUGAAGCAGCACCAGUUGGACGGCAGCAUGGAGACAACCAACGAGAUCCUGGACUCCACGUCCCAGGACUGCCCCCUGGUGACACAGGCGUACAGCGCAGCCGUGGCCAAGGGCCCGCACGCACCUUUGUCCCCCACAGCGCUGGCCUACACGGACGAGCUGGGCGCCGCGGGCGGCUCGGGGCUGGAGGACGAGGCCAGCGCCCUGCGGCUGGAGGACGACAGCGAGCACCCCCCCAUGAUUCUGCGGACGGACUGACCGCGACCUGUGACCUCCUUGGCCCCGAGGCAGAGGACACUGGCUGACAGAGGACUUCACAGUCAUGCUGCUAUGAACUUUGACCCGAGCUGGGGAGAGAAUGGCAGAGACUUCUAAAGCAAAAAGGAAAAAAAAGAUUGUAGCUGUAGGCUCAUUCCAUACUGUUGAGAAAUACAUUGUUUUCACUUCAGUGGCUUUUAAUCCUGCUUAUGAAUUUUUAGCUUUUCGUUGGUUUUCUCUUUUUUUGCCAAAAUCAACUGUUUGGUGAAGCCCUCGAAACACUUUUGCUUUGCAUGUAUUCAUGUGCCAAGCCAGCCAGGAGCUCUCAAGCCCGCUCGUAACAGCCUGCAGGCGUCUGGGGUUUUCCGUCUGUACAGAGAGGCGAGGGCCGAGAAGGCGGCGCGGCAAGCACGCGUCUGGUCCUGCUCAGGCGGGCCGGGCGGCGGCCUUGGGGGGUCCUCUCUCCCUGGAGCCCCUCCGGGACCAUUUCUCCCCCCCUCCCCAUUUUAUUUUGUUAAUUAAAUUCUUUCCAAAUUGGA